This is a messenger RNA of Symbiodinium sp. CCMP2592, 1635 nucleotides long. Lineage: Eukaryota; Dinophyceae; Suessiales; Symbiodiniaceae. The record is from the annotation of a GenBank genome assembly.
AUGCGGGGUCUUUCGCUGGCCUGGCGUGGCUUCUUGACGGUGCAUUUUUGGUUCGUUACGGAUGCAGCUCGCCUCGGCGAGGUCCGGGCUGGCGAGGCCCGGGACAACUUCAACGCGGUGCAGGAGCUCCACAGGUACCGCGCGUUCAACGAAAGCGGCAUCCGCUUGCUCAUGGAAGGCGAAGACUUGCCUCUCGUGGAGCCGUCCAGUUUGACAGAAGCUCCUCACAAUCACAAAGACGUGCAGCUUCCGCGUGAAUGGCGCUCGAAGUUGCAAAUCGUGAAAUGGCUAGGUGCCGGCACCUUUGGAAAGGUGUUUAAGUGCAAAGUUCUUUGUGAGGAGGGAAGGGAUGUUUACGUGUCCGUGAAGUACAUCGAGGAGAAGAGCAAGCUCGUCAGAACGGAGAUCGGCGUCCUCGACGAGAUGAAGGGUUACUCAGACUUCUGCAUUUCAGCGGUCGGAUCGGUUUCGCACAUCGAGGAUCGCAACGGUUUCUGGAUCAUGAUGCCGUACAUGAACCAUGGGGACUUUCAUGACUUCAUCAAGCAGUGCCAGAAGAACCCACAGUGCAUGAAUUCGGGAAGCAAGGAGGGCAGAAGAGACUUCACAAAAGUCGACCCUGCCUACACGGACGCCUAUAUCCUGGUCCUUUUCCAUGACAUCGUCGCCGGCACCGAGGCUCUGAUCAAAAAGACCGGGAGGAUCCACACUGACCUGAAGCCGGCAAAUGUCAUGGUGAAUUGCCAAAAUCACAUGUGCUUUGCGGCUGUUAUCGACCUGGGGCUUGCAUGCACGAUGAAGCCAAAUGGCUGCCACCUUGGAGGCACACCAGUUUACAUGCCACCAGAAACCUUCAUGCAACGAGUUGAAGCAUUGCACCUUCCCCCUCGAGAUGUUUGGGCUUUGGGUGUCAUCCUGUACCAGCUGGUCUAUAACAGAAAUCCUCCUUUCUUCUCCAACCCACAGAGCAUGGUUUACCGCUAUGAUGUUACGAAGGACCCUACGAUCGCAGGAACGAGGAAGGUGGAUUUUCUCAUCAUGCAGAUGUUGGCCAACGACUACAAAAAGCGCCCGGCCCUGGCAACCAUUCGCAAGGAACUGGAGUUCUUGAUCGAAGAAGCAGCUGCUCCUCCCAUCACAGGGCCGACCUUUAAGAUCGGAGACGCCGUUGAGUACUUCAGUUCUUCUUACCUUCAGUGGCUCCCUGCAACGAUCACUGCCGUCAAAGACAGCAGCCACUAUGACUUGAAUAUCAAACCGGAUGCUCCUGUGGAACGUCUCCGGCCCGGACAGCUCCAUGCCGAUGCCUUAGCGGAGUUGAGGGUGCUUCGCGAUGUCGGCGAAACUGACGAGGCACACAGCAUCCCAUACGAGAAAGGCGAUAGGGUCGAAUGGUGGAGCAAGAAGUACCAGACGUGGCUUCCCACCAAAAUCAUGUUUGCUAGGCCUGACGGGACUUAUUUGACGGACGUCGCACGUAUUGCUACGAAAGAAGAACUGCGCUGGCCAGUGGAGACGACGACUACUGUCAGCACCACUAUGACUAUGACCGAGACGGUCCCCAUCGAGGUGAAGAUGCUCCGCUCGAAUGCCGUCCAACGCGGUGCAGCCUUGAAGAUGCCGUCUUGUCUCUGA